UCGUAAAAUAUUUGGAAAAAUCGUGUUUCCCAGUCAAACGUACUUAAAUACGGCAAAAUGUAGUUAUACUUUAUGAUAUUUUUAAUAAAUAAAAUUUGUGUAUAUCACUUUUGUGAAAAUUAGUAUAAAAAGGAAUUUUCAACCUUAACUCACAAUGGCAUCGUCUACUCAAAAUGAGCUACGAGUUAGCGGUACAAAUAAUCAUCCAGUAAAAGAUGUUUAUGCAUGCUUACCGGAAUGUCGAGCUGGUCCACGGCCUCCAAGCACAACUCCACCACCACAGGAUCCAAAUCUACCAUAUAAUAUUGUGGAAUCAUCUUGUGAGGAGCUACGUUGGGUUCCAUCCAUUGCUGUUGAUUCGGAUUUACUUAUGUACUUGAGAGCUGCACGAAGUAUGGCUGCUUUUGCUGGUAUGUGUGAUGGGGGUAGUCCAGAAGAUGGAUGCGCCGCAGCAAGUCGCGAUCACACAACUUUAAAUGCUCUCCAAGUUUUGCAUGACUCAAAUUACGAUCCUGGUAAAGCAUUACAGGCACUUGUUAAAUGUCCAGUACCAAAAUCAAUUGAUAAAAAAUGGUCGGAAGAGGAGAUUAAACGUUUUGUUAAAGGUUUACGUCAAUAUGGUAAAAAUUUCUUUCGUAUUCGAAAAGAUCUGUUACCGCAUAAAGAUACGCCUGAAUUAGUGGAAUUCUACUAUUUAUGGAAGAAAACACCAGGUGCAAAUAAUUCACGACCCGCUGGUUUAUACCGUCGAUCUAGCAACGCAAAUCGACGACAAAAUCAACAAGCUGCAUCGCUACGUCGAAUUCGUAACACAAGAAAUACUCGCAAUGCGGCUGCUGCCGCAACACCAAAUAAAAAUGCGACUACUAAUUGCGCAAACUCAUCAAAUGGUGCUGAUUCAGAUGCAGCAAGUGCUCCAUCGACUCCGGUCAGUGGUAAUGCAGCUAUCAAGGAGACCAAACCCAGUACUCCGGUGACGGCGACUAAUGGUAAAGACACUACUGAUGGUGCCAAAGAGGGUGCACAAAUAACAAAUGGUUCGCUAACUGACGACGAAGUUAAUAAUUCUGAUGAUGAGAGUGAAGGUAAAAGUAAGGAUGCGACUACGGAUGGAAAUGAUGGGGAAGAUGGCGAUGAACAAGAGAAUAAUGGGUCGUCUGGACGUGUUAUGCGUACUAGGAAAUCUGUUAAAGAACAGAAUAAUUCUUCAACACCACAAAGAUCGUCUCGAGCGAAACGUGGUGGAACUGAAACGCCAGAACAAGACGAUGGUGGGUCAAAUUCAAAUUCAUCGACAUCGAAACGAAAAACAUCCUCAACAGUUCAAACACCCAAUGUCAAAAGUGAAACACCCAGUAAAGGUGGUCGUAAACGUAAUCAAGAGACACCGGGUACCAAAAUUGAAUCGAAUAGCAACAGUAACGAUAACAGUAACAUGGAUGCCGUUGACAAGGAUAGUAGUAUAAGUAACUCGCCGAAGAAACGACGUUCAAAUACAGAACAUCCAGAAAGCCCUUCGGAGAGCUUAACAAAUGAAUCGUUUGUUACGAUGGAGGAUAAUGAUCAAAUGAUGGAAACCGAUAUGAAUGAUUCCACAACAGAUCAAUCAUCUUUGACUCUAAUAGAUCCGCUAAGUGGACCGAUUAACGUGAAAAUUGAACCUGAAAGUGAAACUGAGCAAACAACUCCUUCGCAGCCAUCGCAUCCAACAUCAUUAAACGUUUCUAUAAAAUUGACAGACGACUUAUCGAAAGUUCGUAAAAAUUUAACUGACAUGGAUGGCAUGUGUAAAAAAGAACUUGCCACCAAAUUAGAACUCGGUUCGCCAACAUCAAUCAAAACUGAAAAAGCAUCUCCAACAAUUAUGGCUAAAUGUGAGAAACCAUUAACGCUAAAUAUCAAAACCGAAAACAAGUCAAUAAUACCAGUAGUUACCCAUCCAAUAAAAACCGAAAUGAAAAAGGAAAUUUUCGAAAUCAAGAAAGAACCUAUGUUAUCCCCCAACUCCGCCAAACCUGUCGAAUCACCUACAAUGAAAAUGGCAUCAGAUCCAAUGAUGAACAUGUCAACACAAUUAAUCCAACCACAUACCCCAGAAAAUAUGGAAAUGCAUAAGAAUAAUCCACUAAUUCAGAGUCCACAUAAUCCAAAUUCUGCGGAAUUAAUUAUACCAAAUGUACAAAACUUGCAAAACAAAUGUGAUAAAGACACGAAUAACGUAUCCAGAUAUGCUCCAAUAUCACCAAGUCCCAAUAACAUGAUGGCUGGUUCACCGUUACAUCCAAGUAGUAAAGAACCUACAAAAUUAGGUCUCAAACCAGAACAGGUUCCACCAUCUUCUACGAGUUUGUUUAAUCCAUACAACUCGCCUCAAUUUAGUAAUGCAAUCCAACCUCAAUAUCGGCAAACAAGUGCGUAUCCUUCUCAACAGGGUCCUCCGAUGCCAGGACAAAUUAAAUUAGAACCUCGCGAAUUGACAGUAAGAGAACCUCGUGAUAUUAACCGUGAUCCAAACAAUCGAAAUAUGGAACCUCGAGGUGAUCCUCGAACGGAAUUAUUACUUCGAGAGGCCCGUAGUGUUGACGGCGAACGUGGUAAUCCAAUGGAACAUAGAAAUAUGAGUAGUCCACGGGGGGAUGUUCCUAGAGGACCUAUGGAACAACAUCGUGAAUCAUUAAGUCGUGGUCAAAUUGACUUAACUCGUGGUCCGGACUCAUCUCGUGAUUCUAUGGAAUCAACAAUGAGUGAACGUAGUUUUAGUCGAGUACCAGAUUCCAUGUAUCAGAUGUCACAGAAUCAACCACCACUGUUGAAUAUACCAAGUUUAUCGGGACGAAGUAUUGAAAUGCCUCCUUCAGGAGGAAACAUAAUGUCUGGUAAAUCAGGAGAUGGUAGCAAUGAUGGAUUGCAACCGCCACCUAGAGAACGCGAUAGUAAGGAACCAGGUCCACCUGGACCAUCAUCUUCAGUGGUACCACCGAUUAUUGGUGGCCAACCACCAAUUCAAAGUUUAAUGACUACUGGAAAUUUGGUGACAAUUGGUGGUCCUGGUGGUCAAUAUGCGUAUUCACCAUAUGGACAUGUCCAUAGUCCGAAAGGUAUGCCACCAAUGUCACAACAGAAUGAACCACAAAAUUUGAAAGUGAAACAGGAAAUGCCAAGUGAACCGUCUGGUAUGAGUACAAAUGAUCCGUUACAAAGUUUGAAGGAUGUGAAAAUUCCUGGUUAUAAUCCACAAUCAGAUCGACCUCCUUCAAACACCCCGUAUUUACAAGGUCCACAAGUUGAGAACAUCAAAACGGAACCACAAUCAGAUAUAAUGAUUCCACGAGUUCCAUCAAAUACAUCUCAAAAGAUGUCAAUAAAUAGUCCAUUAACACACCAUUCGGCACAGUAUAUGACAAAUAAUCGCGUCCUAAACGAACCACCUCAGUCACAUCGUGUUAGUGGAGGUGCUGCCCCCGAUGUAAUGCGAUCGCAGGAUCCAAAUGUACGAUCUAUCGAUCAGAAGACCCAAGACCCACGUAACAAUUAUGCCUUCGAACAGCAACAAAGAGUUCAUGCAGAGCGCAUGAGUUUUGGACACUCGCAUAUUGACAAUAGUUUAGAUAAUGAUAAACAAAGAAAUUUACAUACACCUUCUGAUUCAACUUUAAAAGGCCAAUCGUUUCAUGGUGGGGGCUCGGGUGCUGGGGAUCAUGAUCCUAUGAUGCAGACACAUCAACAUCAAUCACCACGUAUGCAGAAUCCAAAUGAAAUGAAACAGGAGUGGGAUCAACCGGGUCGUACAACGCCACGUCAACAUUCCUCAAAUCAACAACAUUCAAAUUCGGGAUCGAACUCAGAAUCAGCGUCACAGAGACUUGAAAUGAAUGAUCAUUAUAUGUCAAGAGUUGAAAAUCUAUCGCCUGGUCCGCGACAGCAUGAACGCAAUCAAUAUGCUCACUCAGCAAUAAAUUUAAUAAGUCCAUCAUCUUCCACAAAAGAUUCAUCAUCGAACAAAGACAUGCCUAUAAAAUCGGAAUCAAUGACAAUAAAAUCGGAAUCGGGACCCCCAUCUAGCUCCAGUCAAGCACAAGUGUCGUCAGCAUGUGUGCCUGUAAUAUCAACACCUACCUCAAUACCUGGACCCUUAAUGCAUGUAUCAACACAACAGAGUCCACUAGGUGGUCCAGGACCUGGAUCUAUGUUUGGACCAACACCAUCAUCGCAUUUGGCUGCACAUCAUAUGGCAGCUGCAGCUGCAAGUCAUCCAGGUCUUAUCCAUCAUGGAUUAUUCGCUGCAGUUGCUCAACAUCAUCAUAAUCCAUUCGGUGGUUAUCCUGGUUACCCUCCAAAUUUACCAUAUCAUGCACCAUUCGGUUAUUCACCGUAUGGGCCACCUCCACCAGGUAUGGGUGGUGGUGCACAUAGUAUACCCGGACAUCCGGCUGGACUUUUACCACCAGCACAUUCUCAACCGUCAAGUCGACCCCCAUACGAUAGCCCCAUUACCUCAAAACCAAGUUCGGAACCAUCGACGAGCAUAACAAGUACAAUGUUGAGCUCACAUCACAGUUCAAGUACUUCCGUAACAACACGACGUGAUAUGAUUGAAGAUGCCGAAAAUAAUCGACAGCAUACGAGUGAAACAAUCUUAACGAAUCAUCAUUCGACCAGUCAUCAUAGUUCUGUACAUUCGACGAAAGGUGACCAACAAGCUGGAUAUGGACCAGGUUUAACAAUUUCUCAUAGUACAUCGCAGUCAUCCUCGGCAAGCUUGCAACAUAAAGUGAAUACUACCCAGAAACCGAUGCGAACGGGUUCACCUCAUGCUAUGAGUCAAAGUUCAAUUAGCCAACAAACUACGUCAAGCAGUAACACACAUCAACACAUCCAUCAUCACGCACAGCUACAUCAUCAUGAGAGGUUGAGUCCUGCUCAUGCAAACAUGCUAGCAAUACAACAUCGUCAACAUGGCCAAAAACCAGGUGGUCCUGGUCAAGGACCUCCACCUUCACAGCAUCCGCUUAUGGUACAACCUCCUAGUUUAGGCGGGCAUGGACUUAGCAUGGGCUUGGGUCCAUCAUCGUCAAGUUCUUUAGAAGCAUUACGCGCACAUGCCGCUCAAGCAGUACAACAAAGUCAAAUGUUACCACCACCAAAUUCUCCUGUGGGACCACCAAUAGGUCAUCAUUUACCACGACACUAUGAUGAUAUCAAAUCAGAACCUCCAAGUCGAUCUUCCUUAUCGAUGUUGAACACAUCAACGGAUUCAGAGAGUGGAUCUAGCAUGCAACAACAAUCAGAUGUGCAACAAAUUGAAGAGGAAAUACCAUCACCGAAUCAUAUGAUACCACGUGGACCAUCACCAGAGCCCAAAAUUGAGGAUACUGAAUGUCAUCGGAGUCAAAGUGCCAUUUUCUUACGACAUUGGAAUCGAGGCGAUUUUAAUUCGUGUACUAGAACGGAUCUAACAUUUAAACCAGUACCCGAUUCAAAACUAGCACGAAAACGAGAAGAACGCUUACGAAAACAAGCGGAAAAAGAACGCGAGGAACGUGAAAAGCAACAAGCAUUACAUCAUUCGCAACAACGUAAAAUAACAACACCUGACAACAAAUCCGACGUAAAACCGCCUAGUCGUGGUCCAAUCGAAACAAUAACCUCACCAUACGAACGAUUUAGCCGUCAAGCGGCUGCCUAUGCUGAUACACCUGCGUUAAGACAAUUGUCUGAGUACGCAAGACCACAUCAUGCUAGUGCGUACGCACGUGGCGCUGGUCCUCCUGGAUUAGGACCACCUCAUUGUCUAGAUCCGAUGUUACAUCAUUAUCAAUUGGGUAACAUGUACGGCAUAGCUAGAGAUCGCUUGGAAUUGGAACAACUCGAACGGGAGAAGCGAGAACGAGAAAUUCGAGAAUUACGCGAACGUGAAUUAAACGAUCGAUUAAAGGAGGAGAUUAUGAAGUCUGCAUCAAUGGCUGCUGGACGACCACCAGGUUCUUCAUUAGGUCCUGGUGGACCACAUUCAGGUGGACCUGGUGGACCACCUCCAGGAAGCUUACCACCUGGUGCUGCUGGAUUAGAUCCUCAUACUUCACAUUGGCUAGAAAUGCAAAGACGAUAUGCGGCGGCAAGUUUAUCAGCUGGACCACAUCCUGGUAGUAUACCCUUAGGAGCUCCUCAUCACUACAAUCCUGCAUUGACUGGGUUAUAUUCACCAGCUGUUGUAGCUCAUCAUCUUGCGGAACGUUUAGGAAUUCCACCACCUCCUCAAGGACCCCCUCAUGGUGUCCCACCUGGUAGCUUAGCUCCACCUGUUUCACAAGCUGGAGGAUCAGGAGGACCAAGUCAAGCUGCUCUCGAAGCAGAACGUCUUGCAUUAGCUACAGAUCCAAUGGUACGUUUACAAAUGGCCGGAAUAUCACCUGAAUAUCAUGCGCAUACGCACGCACAUUCUCAUACACAUUUGCAUUUACAUAAUCAGUCUGGUAGUGGUAGUGGCGGCGGACCUCCUGGCAGUGGACCAGGUGGAUCACAAGGUGGACCUCCUGGAGGCCCCGGUCAACCACCUGAUGGAUCUAGUGGAUCAUCGGGAGGUGCUUCUGGUUUCCCAUUACCACCUUCAGGAGCACCAUACCCGCGACCAUCUUUAAUACCUGGACGUGAUGCGUUAGCAUUACAUCACCAAGAUCUCCUAAGUCGCCCAUACGCUGAUCAAUUAGCACAUCAAGCCGCUGCCCAUGAGCAACUACAAAGACAAAUGCUGAUGGAACGGGAUCGAUUCUCACAUCCAUCAAUUGUGGCCCACGAGGAAUAUUUACGACAACAGCGUGAACGGGAAUUAAAAGUCCGGGCGUUGGAGGAAGCGGCUAGAGGAGGCUCUAGACCUUAGAAAUAUGUAACAAAAUAUAUGCAGCUGUCAAAAGAACUUAUGUAUCACACGAGGGAAAACGCAGUCUUUUACAGAGAGCAGCGCUAAUCAAGUUUGUAUGUAACCAUUUAACCAAAAAAAAUAAUAAACCGUUCGUUGUUCACCCAUCAAAUUUAUUUUUGCUAAUUUUUUUUAAAACUUAAAAAACUUGCUCUAACUCUUGUGAAUAAAUAACUGGGAAGCAAUUUAUUUACAUUCAAAAAAUUACGACUCAUCAAAGAAAAAACACAAAUUUGUUGUGCAAUAUCUUUAAAAAAACAAUGCCGCCAUUUUGAAAUACAUGUCACUAAUUUUAAGGUUAUGUUUUAACAUGUAAUGUUUGUUAUUCUGUUUCCGAGGAUUUUCACGUUAGUGAUAUACACAAAAAAUUUAAUAAUUUCCCAACGUCCGAAGAUAACGUAUUGGAAGAAUUUGUUUAAUAAAUUCCACAAGAAGAAUUCCGAAAUAUUCCAACUAUUGACACUUGGAAUAAAGAUGGCGACCAUCAAAACUUUUAUCCAUUGCUUUAUCUACGGACUUUGGUUAUUCCUAAUUUGAUUAUGGUCGUAUAAACAGGUCUAGAUACGAAAUUUAAGUAGAAUUUCUUCUGGUGGAAGUUAAAACCUCGAAAAAUAUAUUAUUGACAUAGCUAAGUUAUUACGUCAUACGGCUGUGUAAACUGAAAGUUUAAAUUAUAAGCAAUUAUCAUACAAAAUAUUAAAGUAUUUGCUUACACAGCCAACUGACGUCAUGACCACAGAGUAAUAUGGCGUAUAUUGCGUCCAACAUUAAAAUCAGUCAAAUUACGCGCGAAAUUUGAAAAUGUAAAAUUUAAAUGCAUUUUUAAAAAAUGGAUGUAAUAAGAAAGAUUUGGUCCGCUUCAUUUGUAAUCCUACGCCAUCUGUACAGACUUCAAAGCGGGCGGGUAUCAGCUAGAUAAACAAUAGAGCUAUCUCGCUUUCAAUUUUACUGUGCCCAGUCCUGAUUAUACGACUAUGGUUGUGUGUUGACAAAAAUUUUUCAGGCCAAAUUUUAUUUCGAAGUCGUACUCGUGAUUAUAAUAAGUUUAUUUUGUUUCUCGUGAAAACGGGAUAUUUUUUUUUAAAUAAUUGAUGUUAUGGAAAAAUAAAUUUACCCCCCGUAAUUAUGCUCAGGGAUAAUAAGAUUUUUGCAUGUUAAAAAAAUUGACUUAAAAUAAGCCGAAUAAAAAUAAAAAAUUUCCUGUAAUAUAUAUGUUAUCGGGUGUUUAAAUUUAAGCGCUACGAAUUUCUAUCAGACCUAGCAUUUCUUUGAAAUUAUGACAAAACUGUUGGGAAACUCACAGAAUUAGAAAUCAAUGAUUUUUAAAUGUUUUCAAAUUUCUCUCUAUUGUGCCAAAUUUCAAGAUUGAAGAAUAACUGAAAGUCUGUUUUCGAAAUUGACCAUGUAUGUAACCUAAGAAUUUACGGCAACCUAAGUCAACAUUCAUCUAGAAUUCGUAAAAAUACGGAAAAUCUUAACAGCGAUUUCUU
Chrysoperla carnea is the source of this 8406-nucleotide messenger RNA. RefSeq names its product arginine-glutamic acid dipeptide repeats protein (gene Gug). Gene Ontology annotation, cellular component: nucleus. The transcript is spliced from 23 exons. NCBI's taxonomy places the organism in Eukaryota, Metazoa, Arthropoda, Insecta, Neuroptera, Chrysopidae. The record is from RefSeq and is a predicted model, not a curated record. Gene Ontology annotation, molecular function: transcription corepressor activity. The coding region runs from base 155 to 6877 and encodes 2240 amino acids.